UUCUCCCACUGGCGUUUGCCCGCUCCACACGAAAACUGUCAUGGCUUCGUGUUUCGUCCUCGUUCUGUCAGUAGCGGAGAAUGUCUUUACCAGGACCGACCACAGCACGUAACCAAUCUGAGCUUGACAGUCGAGCCGCCAGUGGUAUUACAGUAAAAAGAAUGUAUGACGGUUAGCCUCUGAAUUCUCGGAUUUAUGUUUGCGUAGUAGCCCGUUUCGCGUUUUUAACACGAUUGUCGUCAGGCUCGUCGAGCUUAGUAGUUCAGAUACAACGAUUCGCUAUGGCCGACAAGCGGAAGAAGAAGUGUGCACUACCCACCGUCCCUCAUUUCGUCAUUGUCCUCCUCGCUAUUAGUACACUAGAAUAUCCACCCUUCGCCAGCGCGUUCAACCGUGACACUUACUUCCAACAUUCGCGCCAAGGCUGGGCCUCUGACAGCAUCGGGAAGCUCGCGACUAAUAGAGAUAGCAUCUCCGCGACACCUCAUAGCAGCGAGGGCUUGACGUCGACUACCCGUAGCCAUGGCGUGAGGCACGAUCUGCUCGAGCGACCAGCGACGCUUGCUGUGUCAGGAGCGCCGCCUCGACGAACGCCGGUUACGCUCGACCCAUCGCAGCUGACCGCCCUGUUGGCUCUGAAUGCCGCGUGGCGCCUGUGGCCGGGUAACGGCGGAAGGUCGACGGCGUGCCAGCAGUGGGCCGGCGUCAAGUGCAACCUGCAGGGCAUGGUGACUGCGCUGGUGUGGGAUGGGAGCAUUGCGCCUACACCCAUCGAAACACCCAUUCCUGCCGCCAUUGGCGCGUUCACUGCGCUUUCCAUACUGUGAGCCAUAGCGAGGAGAAGUGCACUCAGAGUCAGCCCUUACACUGUCUCCUACCACCCUCUCUAUACUGUCAGCCCUUACACUGUCUCCUACCACCCUCUCUAUACUGUCAGCCCUUACACUGUCUCCUACCACCCUCUCUAUACUGUCAGCCCUUACACUGUCUCCUACCACCCUCUCUAUACUGUCAGCCCUUACACUGUCUCCUACCACCCUCUCUAUACUGUCAGCCCUUACACUGUCUCCUACCACCCUCUCUAUACUGUCAGCCCUUACACUGUCUCCUACCGCCCUCUCUAUACUGUGAGACCUUACACUGUCUCCUACCGCCCUCUCUAUACUGUGAGACCUUACACUGUCUCCUAGCGCCCUCUCCAUACUGUGAGCUUUAACAAUGUCUCCUACCUACUGCCCUCGCCGUACUGUGAGCUUUAGCGCGGAAUGCAGAGAGAGUCAGGUUUAACACUGUCUCCUGCUGUCCGUCCGGUACUGGAAUCCGUCGCACCAACCAAGUGCUCGUGCAGUCAACGUUAACACGGUGCUCACUCCGUGGCAUGGGCCCAUAAAUCCAUCCAUCCAUCCAUCCAUCCAUCCAUCCAUCCAUCCAUCCAUACAGCCACUCUCACAUACAUAGAAUGUGUGCAUGCUUGUUUGAGUGUGUGGAGAGGGUGAGGUAGGUUCAAUGGUGGCUUCCAGUUCUCCCUAGGUAAGAGGUUCGUCUAGGGGGUGGUCGUGGCUGAAAGCUUGGCCAGUCACCUGGCCAAUCUUCGCGUGGAGGGUGAUUGCCUGCUGCCGCUGGAGGGUGGCUGACCACCUCUGGCGGUAGCUGUGCAACACCUUCUUUGCCACCGCCGACUUUGGGUCGGCUUGGUGGUUCCGGCGAGCUGAGAGGGCGGCCAGUACUCGGAGGAACUCGAGCGUGUCGGGGGAGCAGCAGCCGUAUGUCUCAGUGGCAACUCCCAGCACCUUCACAAAGGUGAGUCGUUCGUCGUACAGGUCCCGCUUCUUGCCCUGCAUCUCUGCCGCCAUCCACCCCGUCCCUUUCCGUGCUGUUGGGUCGCGGGUUGAGAUGGGGUCGGUGACUGUGACGUCACAGACCCAUACCGCGCCUGAGUCCGGGCAUCGGAGGGUGAUGUCGGCGCGGCGUUGGGCAGUUUCGGGUAGGUAGAGCGUGGAUUCCAUGUGGGCCACGAAGUGGGAUUCUCGGGCCAGUCGCAUCCCGAGGUUCACGA
Messenger RNA from Closterium sp. NIES-67, 2056 nucleotides. The record is from the annotation of a GenBank genome assembly. Lineage: Eukaryota; Viridiplantae; Streptophyta; Zygnematophyceae; Desmidiales; Closteriaceae.